GCACAGUCAGCACUACUAGCUACGCCCACCUUUUCUAUAAGCGGGAUCGCCCCUUGUUCUAUAGCUAUAGCUAUAUAGUAUAUUUUGGCUCUCGACCAAGGUGGUGAUUUUUUCUGUGCAGCCAUGUCUCAGGUUCACGUGUUCAACGUCAAGAUGACUUGCGAGGGUUGCUCCGGAGCAGUCAACAGGGUGCUAGGCAAACUCCCAGAGGUGACUAAUAUUGAGAUUGAUAUGGAGGGACAGAAGGUGCUAGUCACUUCCACUCUCGGCAGUGAUGCCAUACUGGCCAAGAUCCAGAAGACUGGACGGGAGUGCUCAUAUGCAGGAGGCAAAAAUUGACAAUGAGUGUUAUGUCGAAAGAGAAUAAGUUUUUGGAUAGCUAUAUACGCACGCAGUAUUAGAGCGUAGCGCAUGCGUGAAGCGCCGCGCC
This is a messenger RNA of Geodia barretti, 430 nucleotides long. The record is from the annotation of a GenBank genome assembly. NCBI's taxonomy places the organism in Eukaryota, Metazoa, Porifera, Demospongiae, Tetractinellida, Geodiidae.